AUAGCUUUAUUACCUCCUGUGAUUUUCUUUUCUGUAGUUUCACAUUCCCUGUUUCCUGAUGGAAAUGGCUAAACAAAAUGAUUCUGCAGUGACUGAAUUUGUCCUCGAGGGACUGACAGACAAACCAGAACUUCAGCUGCCUCUUUUCCUCCUGUUCCUAGGGAUCUAUGGGGUCACUGUCAUGGGAAACUUGGGUAUGAUCCUAAUCAUCACUCUCAGUCCAAAGCUACAAUCUCCCAUGUACUUCUUUAUUGGUAAUUUGUCAGUCAUAGAUCUCUUUUAUUCCUCAACUGUUACGCCCAAAAUGCUGGGAAACUUUCUAUGGGAGCAAAAUGUUAUUUCCCUCCCUGGAUGUAUGACGCAACUUUUUUUCUUUUGUGUUUUUGCUACUGCUGAAUUCUAUAUGCUGACUGUCAUGGCAUAUGAUAGAUACAUAGCUAUCUGUAGUCCACUGCUCUAUAGUGCCGUCAUGUCCCAAAAGGUCUGCAACAUGCUGGUGACUGGAGUCUAUAUUGUGGCAACUUUUGGAGGUAUGCCUCACACAAUAUUCAUGAUCAGACUUUCCUUCUGUGGAGACAAUGUCAUCCACCAUUACCUCUGUGACAUAAUUCCUCUCCUAAAGCUCUCAUGCUCCAGUACUUACAUUAAUGAGCUUCUGUUGAUACUUGUAGGUGGAUUCAAUGUGUUAGCAACAACUGUGCCUAUCAUCAUCUCUUAUGCCUUUAUACUCUCCAACAUACUUCAAAUACCCUCAGCUGAGGGCAAGUCCAAAGCCUUUGGUACCUGUGGUUCUCACCUUACAGUUGUUGGUUUUUUUUAUGGAUCUAUCAUAUUCAUGUAUUUUAAGCCAGCAUCUAGCAGCAACAUGGUCCAGGAGAAGGUUGCCUCUGUGUUUUACAGCACAGUGAUUCCUAUGCUGAACCCUUUGAUAUACAGCUUGAGGAACAAGGGUGUAAGGAAUGAGCUCAGCAAAGCCAUGGGUAUGAGGUAUAGACCGCCCUAGGUUAGUAAAUGGCAUUGAUUUGGUGAUCUCCUCUUCAAUGUUCUUUUUGUUGGUAUAGAGGAAUUCAACUGAUUUUUGUAUGUUUAUCUUGUAUCCCAAUACUCUGCUGAACUCUUCUAUUAGUUUCAGUAGUUUUCUGGAGGAUUCCAUAGGGUAUUCUGUGUAUAAAAUCAUGUCAUCUGCAAAUAGAGAUACUUUUACUUCUUCCUUGUC
Messenger RNA from Loxodonta africana (African savanna elephant), 1216 nucleotides. Its product is annotated as olfactory receptor 8D1-like. The transcript has a single exon. Gene Ontology annotation, cellular component: membrane. Gene Ontology annotation, biological process: sensory perception of smell; G protein-coupled receptor signaling pathway. The record is from RefSeq and is a predicted model, not a curated record. Lineage: Eukaryota; Metazoa; Chordata; Mammalia; Proboscidea; Elephantidae. Bases 59 to 1003 code for a protein of 314 amino acids. Gene Ontology annotation, molecular function: G protein-coupled receptor activity; olfactory receptor activity; odorant binding.